Molecule: messenger RNA, 528 nt
Organism: Saccharomyces kudriavzevii IFO 1802
Lineage: Eukaryota; Fungi; Ascomycota; Saccharomycetes; Saccharomycetales; Saccharomycetaceae
Gene: EDC1
Product: Edc1p
Exons: 1
Coding region: 1-528 (175 amino acids)
Source: RefSeq, a predicted model, not a curated record
AUGUCGACGGAUACCAUGUAUUUUAACAGCUCAAGGCUGUUGCCAUCGGCUGGCAAAAACAAGACGAAUAAUCUUAUCAAGCAAAAACCCAGAAAUAAUCGUGCGAGCGGGAAUACUGCUAAGAACAUAAGUAACAACACUUCUACCACGGAUAUACCACCUCCUCAAACCCUUCCCAACGGUGAAAAACCCAACUUCGGCCAUUCUUCCAACAAGAAGCCGUCUUUUUACCAGAAGAAACACUCCUCGCCUUCUCCGCCCUCCUCUAUGUCUUCUCCUGGUAAAAAGAACAGAGAACACAAUAAGGAGGGUCCACGACAGAGCAACAGGAAUGAAAGUCGUUUACACAGUCAGAAUCUGAAGAACCUGCUUCUGAACCAGAAACAAACCCCUCAUAACCCUCGCGGGAUAAUACCAAUGAAUUGCAAUGGCAGUGCUAAGAAAUUUAGCCACUCCUAUGCCGGCUCCACUUUUGCCACCAAUGGCCCAAGGGAAGCCAAAAGCUUGCCCAAACCAAGCUUCUUAUGA